This is a messenger RNA of Pestalotiopsis fici W106-1, 216 nucleotides long. RefSeq lists its product as uncharacterized. The record is from RefSeq and is a predicted model, not a curated record. The transcript is spliced from 2 exons. Bases 1 to 216 code for a protein of 71 amino acids. Lineage: Eukaryota; Fungi; Ascomycota; Sordariomycetes; Amphisphaeriales; Sporocadaceae.
AUGUCUGGACUCAUGGGCGACAUUAAGAACGCUGCCAGCGACAAGCUCGGCAAGGACUCUCAGCCAGGCAACAGCGUCGAGCGUACUGCCGACCAGGACGUCAACCAGGAGGUCAACCAGUUUGCCAGCGACCACGGUGUGCCUCAGAGCGCCGACAACACCAUUGACCAGGCCGUCGACAAGAAGGUCAACGAGGAGAUCCCUGGAGGAAACUAG